Eucalyptus grandis is the source of this 859-nucleotide messenger RNA. Its product is annotated as 2-succinylbenzoate--CoA ligase, chloroplastic/peroxisomal-like. NCBI's taxonomy places the organism in Eukaryota, Viridiplantae, Streptophyta, Magnoliopsida, Myrtales, Myrtaceae. The record is from RefSeq and is a predicted model, not a curated record. The transcript has 6 exons. Gene Ontology annotation, biological process: fatty acid metabolic process. Gene Ontology annotation, molecular function: medium-chain fatty acid-CoA ligase activity. The annotation marks the transcript as partial.
GUUUUCAUUUCUAGAUGUCUAGCUUUACUGGGCUUACUGACUUCAGGGACUACUGGGAAGCCAAAAGGAGUUGCCAUAAGCCAUUCAGCGUUGUUCAUACAAUCUAUGGCAAAAAUAGCCAUAUGUGGUUACAGUGAGAAUGAUGUUUAUUUGCGUACUGCUCAUUUGUGCCACAUUGGGGGUCUCUCAUUGGCCAUGGCCAUGUUAAUGGCUGGAGCUUGCCAUGUCUUAAUGCCCAAGUUUGAAGCUAAAACAGCCACUGAGGUUAUAGAGAAACAUGACGUCACUGCUUUGAUCACUGUUAUGGCCAUGGUCGCUGAUCUAAUAUCCUUUCUCAGGUUAUCUACAAAGAACUGUGUCAAAAAGAUAUUGAAUGGCAGAGGAAGUUUGUCAAUUGAUCUUAUUAAAGAAGCUGGCAACUUCUUCCCAAGAGCUAAGAUUCUCUCAGCCUAUGGAAUGACAGAGACUUGUUCUUCACUAAUGUUCAUGACUCUCUAUGACCCACAUUUCUCUUCAGUUCAAACACCACGAGGCAUUUGUGUCGGCAAACCUGCCCCACAUGUUGAAUUGAGGACAGAUGGUGAUGAUUCAAUUGGCAUUGGGAAAAUUCUAACUAGAUGUCCACACAUGAUGAUUGGAUACUGGCAUCAAGUUCGGUCAUCAGUCUCUAACAGUCAUUCAUGGUUUGACACUGGUGAUGUUGGUUUCAUUGAUGAGCAUGGUCAGGCGUGGCUCAUUGGUCGAGAAAGUGGUCGGAUCAAGACUGGGGAGAAAAUGUUUACCUGAAGAGCAUAGGUAGAGGCAAUACUGUUCCAACAUCCAGUAGUAGCUGGAAUCGUCAUCGUAGGAAUUCCUGAAG